This is a messenger RNA of Aedes aegypti (yellow fever mosquito), 2062 nucleotides long. RefSeq names its product zinc finger protein 23. Gene Ontology annotation, cellular component: nucleus. Gene Ontology annotation, molecular function: zinc ion binding. Lineage: Eukaryota; Metazoa; Arthropoda; Insecta; Diptera; Culicidae. The transcript has 2 exons. Bases 154 to 1854 code for a protein of 566 amino acids. The record is from RefSeq and is a predicted model, not a curated record.
GUACCUGCUUUUGUUUUGUAUACUCCUUUUAUGUACUUCCCAGUGGGUGGUAUAUAAGGCGAACAUCAACAGAAGCUGUCAACAUCGGAGUGUUUACGUUGCUCUUUAAUGGCAUGAAGGAAUUUUUAAUAGAUUUUUGCAAAAAUAUAAAAAAUGGCAGAGUUUAGCGAACUAUGUAGAUUAUGUGCCGAGUCCGGUCGAUUUCUGUUUUCGCUGUUCAAUCCUCAGCACAGGUUUGUUAACAUCAUUAUCCGGAUAGCGGAAGUUCAGAUUGAAGAGGACGACGGUUUACCCCAAUCGGUGUGCAGUACGUGUUUCACGGACCUAGGAAAGCUGGAACGGAUUAUGCAAAAGUGUAGAGAAUCCGACCAGCACUUCCGGGCAAAUGUCGAAAGCUUGAAAGAGGACUUGGUGGAAUCCGUUGAAAUGGUGGAAAUAAUUGAAGACGAUUCGGCUUACGUGGAGUAUGUCAGCGAAGAUGACACUUCUCAGCCGGUAGAAAUAGUCGGUACCCCAUCCUGUGUGGACGACCUGAUCAUCGUGGACCCGAUGGCGCAAGUGGCCGAGAGCCAGGAAGCCAAUUACACCCAAUGCUGUGGAUGCGUGCAGAGUUUUACGACCCACGAGGAACUGCUGAGGCACUCGCAGCUUUACCACAAAUCGGAACGCGGCAUCUGUGGCCCAGUGCCGGACAACUUGAUAGAGUGCCGGGUGUGCUACAAAAUGUUCUCCGGGAUUCUCUAUCUGGAUUCCAUGCAUCGGUUGAAUGCCUUCAAAGACCGCCUGAGUUCGGUUGGCUUCCCUGAAGAGAUGCAGUGCUGCUCGUGCGAAACUAUGUGCUUCAGUAGUGAGGAAAUGGUUCUCCAUUCACAAGAGCAUGCCGGGAACCGGACGGAACACGACCCGGCCAAGCCGUUCGAAUGUGAAAUCUGCUUCAAGCGGUACAACAAGAAACAGACCUUGAACUUCCACCAGAAGUUCGGUUACAGUUACAAGAAGCAAAUGACCACCAGAAGCCGAGGCUGUCGCGCCAUCAGGAAGCGUACCGAAAUUGAAAGCUCCGGGGACAGCCGGAAAUGCUGCGGAUGUUUGGCGGAGUUCACUUCUGCCGACUCAUUGAAACAGCACUCCCAGAUGCACCACGAGUUGUAUCGUCGUCAAUCCGAUCCAAGCAAUGCUCCAUUCGAAUGCGAAGUAUGUUUCAAACGAUUCCCCACUCAAAUUAAGCUGGAGCAGCAUCGGUUGGUUCCCUACACCCUGAUGCACAAGUGUCCCGAAUGUGAUAAAUCCUUCCGCUCCAAAUCGGUCCUCACCAAGCACCUGGCGAGUCACGAGCUACCAAAAAUCGUUCCCUCACGAUCUCCCACAAUCUCAGAACCUGCUCAGUGCGAAGAAUGCGGCCAAUUGCUUCCAAACGCCUACAGACUUCGCGCCCACAUGAAAUCGUCCCACUCCUCGGAGAAACCCUUCAGCUGCAGUUUAUGUUCCCGUCGCUUCAAGUGGAAGCACAGCCUUCAGAACCACCUGCGGGUGCACACCAAGGAGCAGCCCUACGCCUGUACUCACUGCCCGAGGACCUUCGCGCAGCUGGCGGACAAAAGCAGACACGAGCUGACACACAGCCAGAACUAUCCAUUGCGGUGUUCCAUCUGUGGGAAAGGAUUCCCCGCCGGGAGGAGGAAACUGCUGGAGAAGCAUCACCAACUGCAUCAGCGAGGCGAGGAGUAUCCGUACACGUGCCAGUUUUGCGACCGAACCUUUACCCGGCUGCCGCAGCGAAAUCGGCACCAGGCGAGGCACGUUGCCGAGCGGAACAGAAACAUGGCAAUGGUGGUGCAUGUCGAUGCGGUUUAGAUACGGCGGGCUUCACAACCGGUGCCACAAUGGGUAAAAUCGGAUCCAAAAUCGUAACUGUGAGAUGUCGCUGAUUUGAAACGUUGUCCGAUUUUGCCCCAGUUUACUCUAUUUAACUCAUUUUCCAUAUUACAUAAUUAGAUCAAUAAAUCAUACUUAUACUGUUGCCCCUUUCUUCAAGGUCUUCCUUGGGAAAGUUCUAAAAUAA